Molecule: messenger RNA, 2694 nt
Organism: Caenorhabditis bovis
Lineage: Eukaryota; Metazoa; Nematoda; Chromadorea; Rhabditida; Rhabditidae
Source: the annotation of a GenBank genome assembly
AUGGACCCGAAUGCAGCCGCCGCUUAUGCGUCAUCGUUCAAUUAUGGUGAAUCAGCGUACGCAGCGCCGUCGGGCCGUGGAGAUUUUUCCAGCGAUUCCGUGAGUCAGGGCGGUUGGACGCAAUGGCCGAAGCAUGGUCAAGGUUUUCCGAAUCAGUCGUUCCAAUAUCAGCAGCAAGUGAAGCCGCCCAUCGGCAAUCUUCCGCCCGUCCAAUUCAAUACAUUGGCGAAAUCGCGCGUCGGCUUCCCGUAUGGCAUCGGCGCGUCGCCAGCCGAGAUGGUCGGCACGCUGGAGCGAAGUGUGCCGAAUUUUAGCCACGAAUGGGUUCGUCAGAAUCAGAUGCGCUCAUUUCCGCAUCGAAAACCGCCGCAAUCCGCUCAGUGGAAGAAUCGCCCAAAAACGUCUCAGCAGAAGGCGUUCGACGCGACCGGCAAAACGCCGGCAAUGGUGCUUCACGAAUUGUUCAAAACCGUCGCCGAAGAGUAUACGGAGGUGUGCUCGAAUCCGAAGCGAUAUUGUUGCACGUUGAGCGUCAGCGGGCAAGAAUUCAAAAUGGAGUCGUCGAAUAAGAAGACGUCGAAGCAGAAAUGCGCCGAGCUCGUUCUUCGCACACUUCGACCCGAUCUCAAAAUCACACCGUUCGAGGAGCCGAUUGCCGCGAAGCCGGCGCCGUCGAGCAAGCGAAAUGCGACAACGAUGGAAUGCCAACCGCCGAUUGUGCCGAAGCCCAUUGGAAGCACGAAAAAAGCAAAGCUGUCCGCCGCCGAGUCUGCGGUGAAUUUGAACGAUUUUCUGCGAAAGCUGAUUCUGGAGACGGGAUCGAAAUUGACGCCGAUAUUCGAAGUCUCGGAGAACACCGUCAAAAUUGAGGAGGACAAUGAGAUGGCGGAGAAGAAGCGGAAUUUCAAAUCGGAGGCGAUUGUGACGCUGCGAUUCGAAGAGAACGAGCGAGUUUUCACGAAAACCGGCACGAAUCGAGCGCUCAUCAAAGAAUUGGUGUGCAAAGAAGCGCUCAGCGUGAUAUUCGACGUCGGUUUGGAUGAUAUUCGAAUGGUUUUGAGGCGAGCGGCGAUUAAUAAGAUUGGAAAAGAAUUUGCGAUUGUGCCGGCACUGAACACCGUGUGCUCAUUGAUGAACUGCACGCUGAGCCUGAGCGUCGAAGCCUCCGAAGACACACCAUUGGGCGUCGGCAAAAUGUUUUACGUCGGCAAAUGUCGCGUGAUCGAUCACAACGAGAACGACAAACCCGUCGAAUACGUCUCGCCGAGUUUGGCGUCGAAACAAGUGGCGCGCGACUACGCCGCUCAGGAAAUGCUCAAAAAUUAUUUCGGCAUCGACGCGAACAAUUGUCCGCAAUCGGAGAAUGUCAACUCGCAGGGUCCGUGCGCCACACUUCAUUUGUUGCUGAGCAAAGACUCGAAGAACAAAUCGAAAAUCGCGUACGAGUUCAAGGAGAAUGUGCCGACGGUUGCCGGUCAGAGCACCAAUGUGUUUUAUUGCGAUUGUGUGAUCGACGACAAAGAGCGUUUCACCGGAAGCGGACGAUCGAAGAAGUUGGCGAAAAACGCGGCGGCGAUAGUGGCGAUCAAGAAGAUCUUCUCGAUCGACUUCGAUCCGAACGUCGCCUAUCCGUUGGCGAUGAGCCGACGCUUCAUCGCCGAAUCGCGUGUGUCGCCGUUGUGUCGCGACGUCACCGAGUUCGUCAAACGCGAAUAUUUGGCAAUGUGCGGCUAUUAUGGCAUCAGUCCGAGCAAUUUGAUCGCAUGCUUUUUGCUCCUCAAUGAGAAAGACGAGAAGCGUUUGAUAUCGAUCGGAUCAUCGACGCAAUAUGUUGUGGAGCCCGACACGUUGAGCGGAGCCAAUGGGACCACGCUGAUUCAUUUGGACCCGAUUGUUCUUGCCAGACGAUCAAUGCUAAGAUACUUGAUGCAGGAGCUGAAGGCGUUCGAAGUGGACCACGCGAGUUCGAUUUUCGAUCGUCACAUCGACGGCAAAGCGAUUCUGAAGGCCAACCUUCGUCUGGUGCUCUUCUCGAAUUUUCCGCCGGUUUGCUCGUUGUCGGUGGACGACGCGGCGAAGAAGCGCCUCGGCUACGUGACGCCGUUGACGAUCGCGCCGGCGCCCGACGAGGCGUUGAGUUUCGACGAGAUCAAAUCGACGAAAACGCUCCGCGUGCAUUGCACCGCCGACAAACUGUUCAAAUGGAGCGCGAUCGGCGUGCAGGGCGCGCUCUUGUCGAACCUCAUGCAUCCGAUCAUCGCCAACACGGUGUUCUUUGGAUGCGAGGCGCCGGUGCCGGACGAAUCGCUCAAAUACGCGCUGUUCGGACGACUCGGCGCGCCGAAGAAUGAGAUUGUCGUCGAGAGCUAUCCGACUCAAAUGCGCUUUUUGCCGACGAGCUGCCAUCUGCAAACGCGCGGAAUCGACGGCGUCGAGCGCAUCGAUUACGUGACGGGACGAACCGUCAAAGGCUCGCCGUCGCGCGUCUCGAAAGCCGAAAUGUUCGAGGCGUAUCGAGCGCUUCCUGGCGUCGAUUUGACGAUAUCGAAGUACGCGGACGCGAAAAAAUCGGCGGCGCCGUAUCAGGCGGCGAAAAUGGCGCUCUACGAGAGUCUCGCGGCGAACGGAUGGGGUCGAUGGCAGACGAAGCCCGAGAAUCUCACCGACGAUUUUGUUGUGGCGUCGUUCGACUGA